CGGUCGCGCGAGUUGCGAACUGAGGAUUACUCUCUGACCCCGCGUCGCGCGCUGUGAUACUGUGUGUGUGCCGAUAGUCGUGUUUUAAAUCGAGAGAGGUCCCCAUGAAGCGGCUGUCAUGCGCAUAGCGACACUGAUUGCACUCGUGCAGCUGUCGCUCGCUACAGCUGUUUCAGACGAGAAAACACUUACAGCAGCAGAGCUGAACUUCCAGUUAUCUGGAAACAAUGCUCUCUCCCCAUUCUACUCCAGUGAGAGUGAUGAGACCGGUGUGAACUUCGUCAGAGGUUCCCGUGCUGCGGACUCGCCCCUCUCUCCGGAUAUCGAUGUGAAAUGUUCGGCUGACUUCAUUGAAGUCACUGUUGAAUUUGCUGAUGUCUUUGAUGGUAUAAUUUACAGCAAGGGACAUUUGAAUGACGCAAAAUGCAAAUAUGUUUCGAUUGGUGGUAGUCAGUCGCGUUACUCUUUCCGAGUGCCAUUGAAUGGCUGUGGUUCCAGACCGCUGUGUAAUGCGUGUGGUACUAUUGACAAUGUUCUUGUCUUCCAAACCGAUGACUUUGUGCAGGGCCCCAGCGACUUCGCGAGAAAGGUAUCCUGCGCCAGCACAGCGCUGGAAGUAUCCACUGGGGUCAAGAAAGAGUCUUCACACGUCCUCAAACUAAAACCCUUCAUGGUUGACAUGCUCGAUGUGGUCGCGGUACCUGGACCUACUAGUGGCAUUGAGUGCUGGAUGGAUAUUCAAAGAGGAGAAUUUCCUAAAACAACUCCCUUGGAAAAAUCGAUCAAGAUUGGAGAGUAUCUUACCAUCCUUAUAUAUCUAAGAGACGUAAGAAAGAAGUUCAGCAUAAAGGUACACGACUGCUGGGCAUACGAUAAUGAAGACUACGAUAGUCCUCAAACAAGCAAAAUACAGCUCACAAACAAAGAAGGAUGCCCCAAAAAGAAGAAGUUGAUUGAUUAUUGGCAAAAAUCGACGAAUACUGGCAAGAGUGGUGCCACUGUAAUCACUUACACCAAAGUUAGUGCCUUCCGCUUUCCAGAGACUGACCAAGUAUAUUUAACAUGUAAUGUUGAGUUGUGCACAAGUGACUGCCAGUCAAACUGUGAAGGCAAUGAAAUAACAACAACAUUCAGACCAGAAUUUAAAUGUUACCCCGGUUCAAACGAUGCCAGAUGUGGAGAAACAGCACCUCCACAAAUAGUAUGUGGACCUGAUUCUGAAGACUCACGAUGCCCAAAGCCAACAACUCUAUCACCUCCUAGAUGCUUCCCUGGAAGCCUUGAUCCACGUUGCCCUUCACCAACUACUCCUGAAGCACCAAGAUGCUUCCCUGGUAGUAACGACCCUCGUUGUCCACAACCUACUACACCACAGCCACCUAGAUGUUACCCAGGCAGUUCCGAUGCACGUUGUCCUCAACCAACUACGCCACAGCCUCCAAGAUGUUUCCCAGGCAGCACAGACCCGCGUUGCCCCAAACCAACUACUCCUGAAGCACCAAGAUGUUACCCCGGUAGCUCCGAUGCACGUUGUCCAAAACCUACGACACCAGCUCCGCCAAGAUGCUUCCCAGGCAGCACAGACCCACGUUGCCCAAAACCUACUACUCCUGAAGCACCAAGAUGUUACCCCGGUAGCUCCGAUGCACGUUGUCCAACACCUACGACACCAGCUCCGCCAAGAUGCUUCCCAGGCAGCACAGACCCACGUUGCCCAAAACCUACUACUCCGGAAGCACCAAGAUGUUACCCCGGUAGCUCCGAUGCUCGUUGUCCCCAACCUACUACGCAACAGCCACCUAGAUGUUACCCAGGCAGUACAGAUCCACGUUGUCCCAAACCUACAACAGCGAAACCAAUUUGCUAUCCAGGCUCCCCAGAUCCCAGCUGUCCACAGCCUUCAAGCGUAGCAACAUUAACUCCAGCCACGUAUCUACCUCCAUCAACAACAGAAAAACUGCAAUGUCUCCCAGGCAGCAGUGACCCACGUUGUCCACAACCCACUACACCAUCUCCGCCAAGAUGUUUCCCAGGCAGCACAGACCCACGUUGUCCCAAACCCACUACUCCUGAAGCACCAAGAUGUUACCCUGGUAGCUCCGAUGCACGUUGUCCCCAACCUACUACGCAACAGCCACCUAGAUGUUACCCAGGUAGCACAGACCCACGUUGCCCCAAACCGACGACACCAGCUCCGCCAAGAUGCUUCCCGGGCAGCACAGACCCACGUUGCCCAAAACCUACUACCCCUGAAGCACCAAGAUGUUACCCCGGUAGCUCCGAUGCACGUUGUCCCCAACCUACUACGCAACAGCCACCUAGAUGUUACCCAGGUAGCACAGACCCACGUUGCCCUAAACCUACUACUCCUGAAGCACCAAGAUGUUACCCUGGUAGCUCCGAUGCACGUUGUCCCCAACCUACUACGCAACAGCCACCUAGAUGUUACCCAGGUAGCACAGACCCACGUUGCCCCAAACCGACGACCCCAGCUCCGCCAAGAUGUUUCCCAGGCAGCACAGACCCACGUUGUCCCAAACCUACUACACCUGAAGCACCAAGAUGUUACCCCGGCAGUAGUGACCCACGUUGUCCACAACCCACUACACCAUCUCCCCCAAGAUGCUUCCCAGGCAGCACAGACCCACGUUGUCCCAAACCUACCACUCCUGAAGCACCAAGAUGUUACCCUGGUAGCUCCGAUGCACGUUGUCCCCAACCUACUACGCAACAGCCACCUAGAUGUUACCCAGGUAGCACAGACCCACGUUGCCCCAAACCGACGACCCCAGCUCCGCCAAGAUGUUUCCCAGGCAGCACAGACCCACGUUGUCCCAAACCUACUACACCUGAAGCACCAAGAUGUUACCCUGGUAGCUCCGAUUCACGUUGUCCCAAACCUACGACACCAGCUCAACCAAGAUGCUUCCCGGGCAGCACAGACCCACGUUGUCCCAAACCUACUACACCCAAACCAAUUUGCUAUCCAGGCUCCCCAGAUCCCAGCUGUCCACAGCCUUCAAGCAAAGCAACCUUAACUCCAGCUACGUAUCUACCUCCAUCAACAACAGAAAAACUGCAAUGUCUCCCAGGCAGCAGUGACCCACGUUGUCCACAACCCACUACACCAUCUCCGCCAAGAUGUUUCCCAGGCAGCACAGACCCACGUUGCCCAAAACCUAAUACCCCUGAAGCACCAAGAUGUUACCCCGGUAGCUCCGAUGCACGUUGUCCCCAACCUACUACGCAACAGCCACCUAGAUGUUACCCAGGUAGCACAGACCCACGUUGCCCCAAACCAACGACACCAGCUCCGUCCAGAUGUUUUCCAGGCAGCACAGACCCACGGUGUCCAAAACCUACUACUCCUGAAGCACCAAGAUGUUACCCCGGUAGCUCCGAUCCACGUUGUCCUCAACCUACUACGCCACAGCCUCUUAGAUGUUUCCCAGGCAGCACAGACCUACGUUGUCCCAAACCUACUACUCCUGAAGCACCAAGAUGUUAUCCCGGUAGUUCCGAUCCACGUUGUCCAAAACCAACGACACCAGCUCCGCCCAGAUGUUUCCCAGGCAGCACAGAUCCACGGUGUCCAAAACCAACGACACCAGCUCCGCCCAGAUGUUUCCCAGGCAGCACAGAUCCACGGUGUCCAAAACCUACUACUCCUGAAGCACCAAGAUGUUACCCCGGUAGCUCCGAUCCACGUUGUCCUCAACCUACUACGCCACAGCCUCUUAGAUGUUUCCCAGGCAGCACAGACCUGCGUUGUCCCAAACCUACUACUCCUGAAGCACCAAGAUGUUAUCCUGGUAGUUCCGAUCCACGUUGUCCAAAACCAACGACACCAGCUCCGCCCAGAUGUUUCCCAGGCAGCACAGACCUACGUUGUCCCAAACCUACUACUCCUGAAGCACCAAGAUGUUAUCCCGAGACCCCAGCUCCGCCAAGAUGCUUCCCAGGCAGCACAGACUCACGUUGUCCCAAACCUACAACUCCUGAAGCACCAAGAUGUUACCCCGGUAGCUCCGAUGCACGUUGUCCCCAACCUACUACGCAACAGCCACCUAGAUGUUACCCAGGUAGCACAGACCCACGUUGCCCCAAACCUACGACACCAGCUCCGCCAAGAUGCUUCCUGGGCAGCACAGACCCACGUUGCCCAAAACCUACCACUCCUGAAGCACCAAGAUGUUACCCUGGUAGCUCCGAUGCACGGUGUCCCCAACCUACUACGCAACAGCCACCUAGAUGUUUCCCAGGUAGCACAGACCCACGUUGCCCUAAACCUACUACUCCUGAAGCACCAAGAUGUUACCCCGGUAGCGCUGAUCCACGUUGUCCUCAACCUACUACGCAACAGCCACCCAGAUGUUUCCCCGGAAGCACAGACCCACGGUGUCCCAAACCUACGACACCAGCUCCGGCAAGAUGCUUCCCGGGCAGCACAGACCCACGUUGUCCCAAACCUACUACUCCUGAUGCACCAAGAUGUUACCCCGGUAGUUCCGAUCCACGUUGUCCCCAACCUACUACGCCACAGCCACUCAGAUGUUUCCCAGGCAGCACAAACCCACUAUGUCCAUCAACGCCUACCCCAAAACCCACGCCAAGUUCUUGCUACCCUGGAUCAAAGGAUCCUAAAUGUCCACAACCGUUUGCCCCAAGUAGUACAAACCCACCUCAAGAUUAUCUUCCUCCAGUUGGUAAUGAAAUAAAUUCAUCUAUCAAGGGAAAACUGGCUCGCAAAAGCAUAGAAGACUAUGAUGAUCCUUUAAAUGAUGCCGGAUCCUUCGAGUUUUCGCGUACACAACCUAAAAAAAGAGUUGCGAGAGACAUAAGCAAAAAUGCCAAUAACUUAAUAGAUUCUUCUGGAGCCGGGUACAUUUACGGGACAUUUGUAGGGGUUACAGUAUUUAUUGUUUUCUCUGUAGCUCUAUCAGUUUUUAUGUAUAAACGAUCACGAGUCCAAAAACAAACAAAUGUACAAAACCUUUGUUAAUAAGUAACUUAUUUAGAAGAACUUUCAAUCGUUACAUUCUAACAUUGUAAGGAUUGAAAAUCCAGACUCAUACUCAAUUGAUUAUUGUGAUAUUUCAUUGUUCUGCUUAAUUUUACGUAUUUUUAAGAAUGGCAUAUAUGUGAUAAUUGCCGAACAAUCACUGCCUUAGUUUUAUUGAGUGACUAAUUUAUAACCAGUUUAAUUUUAUAGUGCCAUAAUAGUAACUGCCAGAUACAUAAAUUGUGCCAAACUACUGACCCAAAUUUGGCCGAAAUCAAAUUUGAGUGAUUGACAGUCUCGUGUAAAAUUUAUUUCGAGAAGUUUCGAUUCCUUCGACUUUAAGCAAAUCACCCAAAUCGAGGCAAAGUAGCAAAAAAUAUCUCUACACUUUUCAUAAGUGUUAAGUUUGGCACAUUUCGAAAAUUCCUGAUGAUGACAACCAGUUUUGUAGUCACUAGUCAAUUUAUCCUGCAAAUACUAUUUUUUUUUACUUUUUAUAUUAAAUAUAUAUGUAAACACUAUGUAAAUACACUGCCAAUGUAUGUAGCAAUACCCUUAAAAUUAUUAUCUAACAUUAUUGUCAACAAUUACUCUUAUCGGUAAAUUUUAGUGUCAUGCUAAUUUGGGCAGUUAUAAUGAAAUCGUAUAUUUAGAUUUGACAAAAUAAUAUCUUUGGAGAGUCAAACUCUAAUGUAUGCUUUCGUCUAAUUGUCUGAAUACUUUUAAAUUGUUACCGUAUUUCUAACUACUCUUCCGUCAUGUACGCAAUGAAGAGUAAUAUAUUGUUUAUAUUAUGUAACAUAUAUUAUGUAAUAAGAUCGCUUAUUGAAUGAAUACAAGUGUGUUAAACAUUCCAUGAAUGUA
Pieris napi is the source of this 5866-nucleotide messenger RNA. It is a transcript of the gene zye, whose product is annotated as mucin-1. The record is from RefSeq and is a predicted model, not a curated record. The transcript has 11 exons. The coding region runs from base 119 to 5002 and encodes 1627 amino acids. Lineage: Eukaryota; Metazoa; Arthropoda; Insecta; Lepidoptera; Pieridae.